AUGGCUGGAGUAAAGAAAAGAGGCGGAGGAAGAAGAAACCCCUCUAAUCAAACCUCUGGAACCUCACAAACGGUGAAUCACAGACCCGCCAAUCUUCCUCCCCAGUAUACCUUCACGCCGGCGAACCAUCGAGUUCCAGAGACUGAUUCUCAGGGAACUCCUGUCCCAAACCUCCAGCCUCCAGCGAGACCUACACCUUCUUACCGAGACUAUCCACCUCCGACAAAUCUGUUCCAGCACUCAAGGAGCUUUACCGGAACAUCCCCUUCCGGCAAAGAUCCAACCAGGCGUCCUUUUCCUCAACCUCUCGCCUCCGCGACGAAUCCACCAGAAUUCUCGAGUCAACUUCGAGAGUCUCCUCAACCUUCUCAAGCGCAAAACUCACAUGAGGAAGAAGCUGAUUCGGAGGAUGACGGUGCAAGGGAAUCAAAUCUCCCAGCUGAUGUACUCGCUUCUUUACAUGACAUGCUUGUCCAACCAGGCCGUGAGAAGUAUACCACUGUCCUCUCUCCCUCAUUAGAGCGUGGAACCACUUGGUAA
Messenger RNA from Camelina sativa (false flax), 540 nucleotides. Lineage: Eukaryota; Viridiplantae; Streptophyta; Magnoliopsida; Brassicales; Brassicaceae. The record is from RefSeq and is a predicted model, not a curated record.